Messenger RNA from Drosophila kikkawai, 1649 nucleotides. It is a transcript of the gene Fie, whose product is annotated as Fire exit. The record is from RefSeq and is a predicted model, not a curated record. NCBI's taxonomy places the organism in Eukaryota, Metazoa, Arthropoda, Insecta, Diptera, Drosophilidae.
ACAUUUUUUUCGGUAGUUCACCAGUGCAGUUUGGCCCAAACCACAGGCCAAAGCUCCCGGAAAGUUUGUUUUGCGUGGGUGCCAACAUACCUAGCCCACCCCCCCUUUGGCGAGGUCACUGCCAGCAAACCCCACCCUUGGAUAUUUUUUCGAUCCAAUUGCAUGACGAAACAGCCGCGGAAACAGUUGCGACGCAUUCCUCAACUGAUUAGCUGCGACGAAAGCGGGAAAAAUCCAUAAAUUGAUUGGAGAAAAACCAGAGAAAACUCCUUGGAAAAUGCUGCUGCCGUCGGUGAGUGCGGCGUCCGCCGCUGGUUGCAAAUGGAAAUGCUGUUGUCGUCGCACCUGGGAAAUGCUAAUGGCUCCGGUUUCACCCAGGAAUCUGAGGACCACGGCCCUGCUGACCAGCAUCUAUCAGUUGUUGAUCUCCCAUUGUGCCCUCUUUCUGGUGCUUCUGGGCCUGGCUCAUGCCGAGCAAAUGUGCCAUGUCCUGGAGCUGGAUAUCCUGGACCAGAAGGACAAUGGCUUCUACAACAUGUCACCGUUUCACAACGAUCUGAGACUGCAGACAGCAGCUCAACUGGCGGCUGCCACUGAGAAUGUGCUCUAUGUAAUGGCAGGCAUUGCUGGAACCUAUGCCUUGAGUGCCAUAUCCCUGUUCUUCGGGGUCUACAAAAAUCGUCCUGGCUUGAUUAUACCCUGGCUGAUUGUGGAGUUUCUGCUGAUGAUUGCUCUGGGAGCUCUCGUGUUUAUGCUGAGGGACUCCAAAGUAGCGCAGUUUCUGGGCGGCCAAGUGCCCUACUUUAUUAUCUGCUAUAGUAUGAUCUGCAUGGAUUACUGCAAGUGGUAUGUGAUGCACAGCUUCUAUCAGAGCCUGCGGACUAUGAACAAACUCCGGGAAAUAGCCACUGUGGCUAUUCCCUGUCCAGCGCCAGGGGCUAUACCCUAUCAUUUCAAACGCGAGCACAUGUAUCUGGGCAGCAAUGGCUACAAGCACAUCCUAACCGAGUCUCCAGAUGGACAGUGCUAAGUCCCUGAUCCUAGAGAUAUAGAAUUUUGUUUGGAACUUCCCCAUCAGGUGUCUUGAUUGCAAUUUGCCUUGCAGUUUCUGUAUGGCAAAACCGAGUGUGAUAUGGAUAUAGCAAAGAUACUAUUUUAGAUAGCCAAUGGAUAUGGACCGAGGGGCAUAUUAACAGAUAUAACAGAUAAAUCGUCUAUAUCCCCAGCAGGCAGUGCCUGAAAUCGUUGGGAGCUUGAGGGAUCGUUUGCCAGCAAUAUAAAAUGCAACUAUUUUUGUGUAGAACUAAAUAUUAAAGUCGGUAAGCCGCGUUACUCACUUCAGCACUUGAAUACAAUGGUAGCAACGAAGUUAAUUUUAAAAUGUUUAAAAUAGAGAAAAAUAUAUGUUAAAAAGAACAAUGAAUCCUAGACUAUAAUAUCUGAGCUACCGCAAGUCAAGUUAACUUGGAGUUAAAGUAGAUUUUUUUUAACAUAAAGCUUUGAAAUUGUUUGAAAUUAAAUUUAAAUAGCUACGAAAAUAUUUGUUAACUAUUAUUGGCCUUAAUUUACUCUAACUUGCAACUUUUUAAGCACAAAACCAAAGUGAAAAGAAUAUGAAUAUCAAAUAAAAAGUGCAAAUAUGAAGCAUA